This is a messenger RNA of Aspergillus niger, 1590 nucleotides long. RefSeq lists its product as hypothetical. The transcript has a single exon. Bases 1 to 1590 code for a protein of 529 amino acids. NCBI's taxonomy places the organism in Eukaryota, Fungi, Ascomycota, Eurotiomycetes, Eurotiales, Aspergillaceae. The record is from RefSeq and is a predicted model, not a curated record.
AUGGCACACCCCGAAAACCAAACCGACGACCUCACCUCUAAGGAGGUCUCUCCCUUCCAAACCAGUCGAGAGCUAUCAGCAUCCCUCCUCGCGCGAUGCCGAUCCCUUCUCUCCGAGAUAAGCGACUUCCAGACCCUGCUGGUGGAAACCCAACGCAAUCCUCAGAUCGUGGAGGUGCGGUCGCUGAAAUCAAAUGUGCUUUCAGAGCUGCGCACGUUGGAGAAGCUCGACGCGCAGGUCCAGAAGCUGCCGGACCCGACGAAGAGCGAUGGGGUUGAUGCAGAUUCAGGUGACGAUGAUGAACCAACGGCUAGGAGACUGGUUCAUACGUUGAAGUCCUCCAAUUUGCCGUUUUAUGAGGCCGUUUGGGCCAUUGCGAAGAAUACUUGCCGCGGGUUGGUGGCUUUUGGGAAGAGGUUCUAUUGGGGGGAUGAUAAUGGUGUUUCGGAGGAGAAAAGGUCCGGGAAGGAUAAGAAGAAGAGUGUGUUUGUGGAUAUUAUUGCUGAUGAUGGGGAGGAGUGGGUUAAGGUGUCUACGGUUGCAGAGUCGAGGUUGUUGUUUGAGAUGGCGGAGAAGGGGUGGGAGGCUGGUUCUGAGUCUGAGGAGGAGGGGGAGGCUAGGACGGUUCUACGGAAUCAUGAUGGGGAUUGUGAUGAGGUGGACGAUGAGGAUGAGGAUGAAAUUGAGCUGGUGAAGUUGGCUAAAGAUUUGAGGAACGCGGCCAAUGCUACGAGAGUCAGGUAUAAACAUCCUCGGCUGCGGUUUGUGGCGCCUAGGAUCCACGAGGGAAGCUGUGCGGAGAUUGACGAUCUUUUGAAGAUUAUUAGAAGCUAUGGGAUCAGAGUGGAUUGCGGUGAAAAGGCAUAUGCUGUGGCUGGUACACAGGCACAGGAGGGCUUAUCGCAUCUCCUUCCUAAGCCGUUCAAACACUUUACUUCCACUAUUAAUGUGGACUGCACAUUGAUGCUUGCUGCGGUCUCCGAUCUCUCGCAUUACAAACAUAUCACGGAAUCUCCGCAGCAUCAUAAGGCCAUCAAUCGACAGAUCGCUGUUGAGCAUGAGCGACCUUUGUUGCCCACUGAGCUGUGGCCCGCAAUGGAUGCCUAUGAACUAGUGUGUGUGGAGGAGGCUGCCACACGGAUGAAAGAGAUCGUCAAUAUUAUCGGCACUGACACUGAAAGGCUGCGCAUGGAAAUCCUGCUCGGCGAGCCCCCCUUCGAUACCUAUAGCCGAGAGGACCUCAUCAAGAAAUACCAGGAGUUGUCCGAUUAUGAAAUACCGGCGCACUGGAAAAUUCCGGUCAAGACGGUCGAAGCGAAGUCGGUGAUUGCGUCUGCGAGAGAUACUGCAAAGCUGCCGCCUGUCUAUCAGAAGGUGGCUGAGAACCUCUCCGAUAUCAACUAUGGUGUGUUUCUGUACGGAUGGGCUGCGGGACUGGCGACGAUCUCCAGCAAUCGGACCGUGGUCAAGGAGAUUGAGUCCAUUAUCGAGAAGCACAGAGAUGGGGAUGACGGCUUGGAGGGACCUCUUAUCUGGGUGUGUGAUACUGCCAGGAGCUUGAUAGGCAAAGAAAAGGGUCGGAAGAACUAG